Cicer arietinum (chickpea) is the source of this 1524-nucleotide messenger RNA. Its product is annotated as protein ENHANCED PSEUDOMONAS SUSCEPTIBILITY 1-like. The record is from RefSeq and is a predicted model, not a curated record. Lineage: Eukaryota; Viridiplantae; Streptophyta; Magnoliopsida; Fabales; Fabaceae.
UUGUCAAAAAAGUUAAUUAUAAGAUUUGAAUUACCUUCUUUAGAAGUAUUAGGACAAAACAUUUUAAGUAUCUAUAAGAGUGUUCCUCUGCCUCCAUCAUGAAUAUCCGAGUCUUCAAUCAUGGCACCCAUCGAAAUCAUAUCCACCACCACAAUUCAAGCACCAAGUAACAUCAACACCAACUCAACUCAAAAAAUCCACUUGACCCCAUGGGAUCUCUUUUGUCUUCCUGUUGAGAUAGACCAGAAAGGUCUUCUCUUUCACAAUCCCCAAAACACAAAAGACACAUUAAACCAAAUCAACCACCUCAAAAACACCCUUUCCUCAACUCUUGCUUUCUUCCCAUCUCUCACUGGUCGUCUCAUCAUUAAUCAUCACCAAGAAGAUGACAACAACAACAACAAUACAACUUCAUGUUUUAUCCUUUGCAACAACGUUGGUGCACUAUUCAUUCACGCAUUAGCACAAAACACAAGUGUCUCCGACAUUCUUAAACCAAACUAUGUUCCUUCUAUUGUCCACUCUUUCUUUCCGCUCAAUAAAGUCAGAAACUAUGAAGGCACUUCAAAACCGUUGCUAGCUAUUCAAGUCACAGAGCUAGUUGAUGGUAUCUUCAUUGGAGUCUCAAUCAAUCAUGUUGUUGUUGAUGGCAACUCGUUAUGGCAUUUCAUCAAUUCAUGGGCUGAAAUCUCACGUGGUUUUCAUCAACCAUCGAAACUUCCGACACUUAAUCGUUGGUUUUACGAUGGCACAAUUGAAACUCCUAUUAAAUUUUCAUUCGCAAAGGACGAAAAACAAAAUAUUGAAAUUGAAAACUCUGGUUUUGUACCAGAGUUACCUCGUGAGAGGAUUUUCCAUUUCACAAAGGAGAAAAUUGCAAAGCUCAAAUCAAAAGCUAAUGAAGAGGCUAAUACAAACAAAAUAUCUUCGCUACAAGCGCUUUUAACUCACCUUUGGCAAGCUAUGAUUCGUUGUCAGAAUAUCGAUCCGGAAGAAGAAAUCAUGUAUAGUUUACCCAUAGGUGUUAGAGGAAGAACUGUUCCACCUUUGCCAGAGAAUUACUUUGGAAAUGCAUUGGAAGUUGGUGUUGUGAAAGUGAAAGCAAAAGAGUUAUUGGUUGAAGGAGGGUUUGGAAAAGUUGCUUUAGAGAUGAACAAAGUGAUAGGUUCACAUUGUGGUGAUAAUGUGAAAAGAAACUAUGAAUGUUGGGUGAAAAAUCCAGUGUUGUUACAGAGUGGAGCACUUAGUAGUGUUAAGGCUUUGGCAACUAGUAGUUCUCCAAGGUUUGAUGUUUAUGGUAAUGACUUUGGUUGGGGUAAGCCUGUUGCUGUUAGAGGUGGGGGUGGGAAUAGAAGUGAUGGAACAAUUACUCUCUUUAGUGGAUUGGAAGAAGGUAGUAUUGAUGUUGAAGUUUGUCUUUCUUAUCAUAUUUUGGAGGCCAUGGGAAAUCUUCCUCAAUUUAUACAUGUUUUGUAAGAAUUGGGAUAUAAUGUUGAAUUCACGCGUAGACAUUGGGACGUUAAA